CGUAAACGUACGUUAUUAUAUUACAUUGGACGAUCCGAUUUCUUAGUCAUCGUCACAAGCUGUACACGUGUAUGAUCAUGAACGUUAAAGAAUAUGUUCGCGCCAACGAUCAUUAUUAUGAUGAUGAAGAUGACGAUGAUAAUGCUGAUGUUGAUGAUGAUGGUGGUGAUGACGGCAGCGAAGACAAUAACAACGACGACGACGACGUUUAUGGUCUCGUAACUGAAUUGGGCAAACACAUAUUACAAACGUAUCGAUCUUCUCGUCAAAGUAUUCAAUUUACUUAUGAUCAUGAUAACAGAAUAAUUAAGCGUCUUCGAACUAAGGCUUUCGAAAUACUCUUAAAAAAAGGUGAUAAAUCAAUUCCUGCCACAGAUUAUACAAAAUUUCGAGAGAUAGAUCCACUUCUGGAAAUACAAAAGCACGCCUUUGUGUUGAAAGUAGGAUUAAGGCGUUUGUACGAUGCUACCAUUUUAGAAUCUCUGUUACAAAAGCUCGAAGAAUCUUCAUGUGCUGAAAUACCAGUUUUGUCCGUUUUACAGUUACUAGUACAACUGAAAAGUUUCAGUGUCAAUUCAGAGCCGAUAACGAAUAUAUUUUAUUAUGGUAAAAUAAAUCCUGCUAUUCCGGAAAUUACGCAUAACGCUAAUCGCAUACCACCAUUUCAAAUAUACCCCAUAGAAUGUUUCAUAUCGUCGGAUAAAUUUGAAGCCACAUUGGAAACUCAAAGGUUUCAGAUUACUAGUGCUACUCCUACAAACAUUAUAAACGAAUUCAAUUUCUUACACCAUUCGAUUAAGUCCAAAGCCAUAAUUGGAAUAGAAUCUAUAGACAUGGCCAUUCCAUGUGAUUUCAUGUCCAAUCAUGCAUUUGAUAAUACAUCUUCGCAUACAUUGUUUUGUACAAAUCAACGUUUCACGACAAAUUCGGAGUUUAAUCUGUGUAUUUUGGAAAACAGUACAGCUGGAAGCAGGUCUGAAUAUAUAUACAAUAUCCCUUCGGAAAGAGGAGUCGUAACAGAUUGUUUGUACCUUCCUUUAACGCAAACAAAUACCGGAGAAAGCGAAAGCGUGAUAGGUUCGUGGAAAUAUUUCGAUCCGAGUAUCAUCGAUGAAUCAAAUAAUGCUAUGGAUAUUUGGAACUGUGUUGCUGCAUGGAAUCAAAUCGAUAAUACCAAUACUCCAUCCACUCUGGAUUAUCAAACGUGGGAAUCUUUUGGAGAAAUAGAACCUACGAAAGAAUCGAUGUUUAUAACAGACACAUCGAUCGCAGCAAUACAUCUGGAAAAAAUUAAACAAAUGAAUAAUCUGCCCUUGCUCUCGGAAAAGAUAAUGAAUACUGUGCUUCUCUUGGAAGAAGUUCCUGUCAAAGAAUUUAUAAACGACGUGAAAUCAAUGUUACUCGGGGUAGAAUCGGAUUCCUUCGAAUAUAGAAAUGUGACCGGAUUCACCUUACGGAAAAACAUCAGUGUAUAUGGUGUAUGCUCAGAAUCAUUAGAGAAUAUUUGCCAAGAAGCUAUUCAUUGGGGUAAUUGCUUUAGAUUUCUAUCGCAUCUUGUUAUACUAAAGCCACGAAGCAGCAAAUUAUCGCAAGAAGGGUUGAUAUUCAAGGCUAUGUGUACCAACAUCAAAGAAUUGUUACUUUAUUAUCAAGCAGUUCUUCUAAGAAUUUUUACUCGUGAAAAUCAAUCAGAGAGAUUGCUGAGAAUAUUUCAAGAAGUACGUUCUGUGGCUAUAUUAAUCACUAAAGUUGCCAAAGUCUGUCAGCCUUACAAAGAAAAUCAGUAUAUGCAUCGUGAAGGAAGUAGCAUUCUCGCUAGAAUUUACAACGAAGCGAUCAAAGUAACAGAUCCUAAAGUCGCCUUAGUAUUCUAUUCUCUAUUAAAAUCUUGCUGUGAAGUUUAUUUUCGAUUUCUGCAAAAAUGGAUAUUCGAGGGAAUAAGCGAUGAUAUAUAUGGGGAAUUUAUUAUUAAAACACGGCCACAGUAUUUACGUACUAGAAGUCACAAAUUUUGGACGAAAAGUUUCAGCAUUUACAGUGAUGCAGUACCAGGUUUCUUAAGCGAUCUAGCUGAAUCGAUACUUCAGUGUGGGAAAACAGUAAGACUUCUGAGAACUUGCGACUCCAAAAAUCCAGUCUGCAAUGUCUGUGUAACCGAGCAGCCGGAAAUAAAAGUUUGCCUAAGCGUAAUCGCGUUACACGAGCAAUCAUCAAGAUGUCGAGAAUAUGAAAAAAAGGGAACAUCUGCCCUUGGCUCGGUACUUUCUCUCUCCACGGCUAUCUUAAAUCAAAAGCGAUUAAAGAAAGAGAUGUCGGAAGUGGUUGUUCGCACCGAACGUGACACUACUACAACGACGACUACUACUAUUACCACCACCACCACCACCACCACCAACACCAACACCAACACCAACACACUGUUGAAAAUACGUGAAGAACAACAGGGGGAUGCGUUCAAAAUAAUAGCACAAACGAAACGAAAUAUUUUAGAAAGUCCACAAGAACAAAUUCCGAUAUGUAACUUACAGCAAAAGCAGAAGAAAGAAACUGAAUUGUCGAACGACAUAAAAAAGGAAUCGCGAUAUGCGGAACGGACAAAUAUUUGGAAUUAUUACGAAAAUCUAGCCAACAACAUUAAUAAACGAUGCAUUCGUUCGGAAUGGCGCGUUAAAAGAAUGAAAUUGUACGAUAAGAGAAUCGUUACGUUGAAUGCAACAAACCAAAGUUCGAAGGAUCAGUUACAAACAACCGAAGAAGCUAAUUCCGUUAUGAUAACAGCAGAUUCUUUAGUUGAGACUCCGGUUUCAUUCGAGGAUGAAAAUAAGAAUUAUGCGGAAACAAGCAACAACAAUGAAAAACAACAUCUUCACAAUUUUGGAGAACUAUCAGAAACAAUAAACGGGAAAACAUUCACAUCGGAGUUUUCGCCAAACAAGGAGUUGACGGUGAAGGAUGAGAUUUUCAAAGAUCUGACGGUACAUCGUACAGAUCGUUCAACGACAAUCGAAAGACCCAGUUUUUUGAAUGUUAUUAAAAUUGAUAAUACCACGACAGAAUCUCAAAUUGGUGGUGUGUGUAUGCGAUCGUUAGGUUAUAACAUGACACCGAACAACAACGAACUCGAGGUACAACAAAUCGAAUUUACCCCUAUUACGAAUGAAAUAGCUGCGAAGGCGGUUCGUUACACCGAAAGUACAGUAAGCUUGAAUCAAGGCAAUGACGAUUUAGAAACACCGAUGUCAUGUACCACGGAUAACUUUACUACCUCAUCGGUACAGAGUCCAGUUUCGCAAACGUAUCAUUUAGAAGACUCGUCUUCCAUGGGAACAACCUCGACUGUCAUUGUACCAAGUUACUCUCCAACGAUUACAAAGUCAUCCGUUGUCAUAAAAGAAGAUUCAACAUUUUCAGAUUUAUUCGAAUUAGCUCGCGAUGAUACAAGCAGUAGCAUGCCACCAACGGGAAUAGCAACACCAUUGAGUAUCACCGAUGUCGAGAUAAUAGAUCACAUCUCCCUUCAAGCCUAUUUAGAAAAGUCAAUUCGUAUUCCUCUCGAUGUGCAGAGCCGUCUCGUUAACAACGCUGUUAUCAAAUAUUUUUUAAAGGAAAACAACUUACUUUCGCAUUUGCACAGCUUACGUAGCUAUUUCUUCCUAUUAAACGGAGAAUUUGCAAAGAGCUUGACAGAUUCUCUUUACGCUCGUUUAUACGAAAUCUCUAUACCCAUUGAGUUGUUUAAUUCUGCUACAUUAACCAAUCUUCUCGAACGAGCACUCGUCCAUUCGUUCAGCAACGUUUAUGUUAAUUCGGAGCUUCUCAGUCUUUCAGCAACAGACAUACCGUCUCAAUUACACAUAUCGGACCCAGCGGCACUCGACUGUCUUUCCCUUAAUUAUAAAAUAAGCUGGCCACUUAAUAUUAUACUUGACGAAACGGUUAUGCAGCAGUACGGCAAAGUAUUUAAAUUUUUAAUAACGAGCGGUCGAGUUUCAUGGGUGUUGCAAGAAGACUUUAACAUUAUGAAAAGAGAACGAAAAGCAAUGAUAUCGGAACAGUAUCACAAGCUGCAAUUAUAUAGGCAUUCGAUGACACAAUUUAUGAAUGCGUUGCACAAUUAUUUAACGUGUAGCGUUUUGCACGCAAGUUGGGCCGAAUUUGAGAAAGAUUUAGAAAAUUCUUCAACCGUGGAUCAAAUUUAUUCGUCGCAUGUAAAUUAUGUAAAGCGAAUACUUUCAAGAUGCAUGCUCAAUAGUCGCGGUGAAAAAGUACGCGUAUGUUUAAACAAUAUAUUUAAAGUCAUUUUAAAAUUUCACAGCAGGAUAAGGUCUCAAAACUGGGUAAAGAAAUCUACGAGAUACAUACAUCCAAAUUUCAAAAAACUGGAACAGAUGUAUCGAGCAUUCUGCGAGUUACGUGCAUACAUGGCACAUGUCGCGUUUAAAUUAGCUACGAGCGGAUACCAACCGCAUUUAACGCAUUUCUUAAAUGCUCUUAAUAUAAAUCAAACGUACGACGUAACCGUCAAAACUUGUCGAGGUUCUACGGAUCCUCCAGAGCUUUGACAAGUGAUCUUUUCCUCUUUC
This is a messenger RNA of Habropoda laboriosa, 4583 nucleotides long. It is a transcript of the gene Grip163, whose product is annotated as gamma-tubulin complex component 6. Gene Ontology annotation, cellular component: equatorial microtubule organizing center; gamma-tubulin complex; centrosome. NCBI's taxonomy places the organism in Eukaryota, Metazoa, Arthropoda, Insecta, Hymenoptera, Apidae. Gene Ontology annotation, molecular function: gamma-tubulin binding; microtubule minus-end binding. Gene Ontology annotation, biological process: microtubule nucleation; cytoplasmic microtubule organization; spindle assembly. The transcript has 15 exons. Bases 72 to 4562 code for a protein of 1496 amino acids. The record is from RefSeq and is a predicted model, not a curated record.